Molecule: messenger RNA, 2024 nt
Organism: Aspergillus heteromorphus CBS 117.55
Lineage: Eukaryota; Fungi; Ascomycota; Eurotiomycetes; Eurotiales; Aspergillaceae
Exons: 2
Coding region: 73-2004 (643 amino acids)
Biological process (GO): entrainment of circadian clock by photoperiod; circadian regulation of gene expression
Cellular component (GO): cytoplasm; nucleus
Molecular function (GO): DNA binding; FAD binding
Source: RefSeq, a predicted model, not a curated record
UACUAUGCUAUGCCCGUAUCCCACUAAUCUCCCUCCCACCACAACCACACAGACCUAACUUUACAGCCAGCCAUGCCCAAGCCCCCCCAACCCAUCGUCCUCCUCUGGCACCGCACCGACCUCCGCCUGCACGACUCCCCCGCCCUAACCGCGGCCCUGGACCUGCACCCCUCGAUCUUCAUCCCCAUCUGGACCUGGGACCCGCACUACGUAUACCACUCCCGCGUCGGGCCAAACCGCUGGCGCUUUCUCCUCGAAUGCCAACGCGACCUCUCAGCCUCCUACACGGCACUGAACCCCAACCAGAAGCUCUGGGUCGUCCGCGAAGCUCCCCAGACCGUGUUGCCGAAGUUGUGGAAAGCGUGGGGCGCGACGCAUCUCGUGUUCGAGAAGGACACGGACGCGUAUGCGCGCACCCGGGAUGAGGAGGUGAUGCGGUUGGCGAGGAGGGAUGGCGUGGAGGUUGUGGUGAGGAGUGGGAGGACGUUGUUUGAUUCGGAUGAGGUGGUUAGCUGGAAUGGGGGCCAGCCGACGAUGAGUAUGAAGCAGUUGCAGAAGGCGGUGGCGAGGGCUGGGGCUGGGGAUGCAGAGCCCGAGCAGGUGGUGGAGAGGCCGAGGGAGGUGCCGGAUCCGUGGGAGGAAGAGAGGAUAGAUUUGAGGGGCGUGGAGGUGGAUGAGCUAGGGGAUGGGGAUUUGAAUGCGGUGCAUCGGCAAGGGAAGACGAAAGAGACGCAGUAUCGAGGACUCAUGGGCCCGCAAGGGGAUUUCGGGGUUCCAACGUUGGAGGAAUUGGGCAUUGAUCCGGAACAGGCGACGACGCCGCAUCGGGGGGGCGAGUCGGUUGCUCUGGAGAUUCUGGAGCGUUGUAUCCGGGAUGAGGAGUAUGUGGGCACGUUCGAGAAGCCCAAGACGUCUCCGGCCGAUUUCGAUCCCCAGGCCACGACGUUGCUCUCGCCGCAUCUGCACUUUGGGUCUCUGUCCGUGCGCAAGUUCUGGUGGGAUGUACAGGCGGCGAUGGAGAAGAGGAGGAGCCGGAAGAAGCCGACUUCGCAUAUUCCGACCAAUCUACCAGGCCAGUUGCUCUUCCGGGACAUGUACUUCGCUGCUCAGGCGGCGCUGGGACCCUCUUUUGCGCAAACCCGGGGGAAUAGGAUGGCCAAGUUCGUUCCCUGGCAUCUGCCGUCGAAUUACUCCAAGACACCCCAGGGGGAGUAUCUCCUCGAUGGGACAUACACGGUCGACGACCCGCAAGCGGAGGUUUGGUUCCGACGGUGGAAGGAGGGCAGGACGGGGUUUCCCUGGAUCGAUGCCUUGAUGCGACAGCUCAAGCAGGAGGGUUGGAUUCAUCAUCUGGGGCGUCAUAGCGUGGCGUGCUUUCUGACCCGAGGUGGUUGCUAUGUGAACUGGGAACGGGGGGCCGAAGUAUUCGAAGAAUGGCUGAUUGACCAUGAAACGGCCUGCAACGUCGGCAACUGGAUGUGGCUCUCCUGCACAGCCUUUUUCUCGCAGUUCUACCGCUGCUAUUCCCCCAUCGCGUUCGGCAAGAAAUGGGAUCCUGAGGGCCAUUUCGUUAGGCGGUACUGUCCUGAACUCACGCACUUUGACAAGAAAUACAUCUACGAGCCGUGGAAUGCCCCGAUUGCGGAUCAGAAACGGUGGAAAUGUCGGGUUACCGGUGAUGGCACGGUGGAGAAGGAUGGUGACUCGGGGUUGACGGCGUACCCUAAGCCGAUGUUCGAUUUUAAUGAGCGGAGAGAGUUCUGCAUCAGCGAGAUAAAGCAUGCGUAUAAGGUCAAUCUGCACGGGGAUGACCCGAGGGUCUUGGACGGGUCCUGGAAAGAGGUAUUCGACUUUGAAGUCAGGGAUGGGAGGGUUCUCGAGGAGGCAAACGAGACUUUAUCUGAAGGAGACGAUGAAGAGUCACAUCCACAUAAACGGCAACGAGGGGAGGUGGAAGAUGGGACUGAGGACAUUGAUGCGCCCAGCAGGAAACAAAAGAAAUAGACCAGCCGCUUAGGCAGCAC